CUCCCCUUCCUGCUCUCCCGCAGAGGUUGCUGGGAGCCCAGUACGUCCGUCGCGCACACGUGUUAGUAGUCGGCUGCAGCAGCGCUGGUGUGACCGCGGCCAGAGGAGGCACCAUGAGGCCAGGAUUCAGUCCCAGAGGCAGCUUUAGAGGUGGAGACCGCGGGGGUAGAGGAGGCGGCUUUGGAGGCCGUGGCAGAGGUGGAUUUGGCGAUCGCGGUGGCAGAGGCGGAUUUGGCGGUGGCAGAGGAGGAUCCGGCGAUCGAGGUGGUUUCGGUGGCAGGGGCGGAUUUGGAAGAGGUGGCCCUCGUGGUGGGAGAGGUGGAUUCCGGGGCCGUGGCGGUGGCGGGAGAGGUGGAUUCGGAGCUGGAAAGAAGGUGGUGGUAGAGCCACACAGACAUGAAGGGGUGUUUAUCUGCCGGGGGAAGGAGGACGCGCUGGUGACCAAGAACCUCGUACCUGGCGAAUCCGUAUAUGGAGAAAAGAGAAUCUCCGUUGAGGAGGGAGAACUGAAGACUGAGUACAGAACCUGGAAUCCGUUCCGGUCGAAGCUUGCGGCAGCCAUUUUGGGAGGAGUGGAUCAGAUACAUAUAAAGCCAGGCUCCAAAGUGCUGUACCUGGGGGCUGCCUCCGGGACCACCGUAUCCCAUGUGUCGGACUUGGUUGGGCCGGAAGGGCUCGUGUACGCCGUAGAAUUCUCUCACCGAUCGGGCCGUGAUCUGAUUAACGUUGCCAAAAAGCGUACGAACAUCAUCCCCGUGAUUGAAGACGCCAGACACCCGCACAAAUACCGCAUGUUGCUGGGAAUGGUCGAUGUCAUAUUCGCAGAUGUGGCACAGCCUGAUCAGACCAGAAUUGUCGCCCUGAACGCACACAAUUUCCUGAAAAACGGAGGCCAUUUUGUCAUAUCUAUAAAGGCAAAUUGCAUUGACUCCACUGCAGCCCCAGAGGCUGUGUUUGCAUCAGAGGUAAAGAAAAUGCAGCAAGAAAACAUGAAACCCCAGGAACAGUUGACGUUGGAGCCUUACGAGAGGGAUCACGCUGUGGUGGUCGGAAUAUACAGACCUCCGCCGAAGCAGAAGAAAUGAUCUCACGGCUUCAAACAUCUUCAUUUUUUCUUUUUAUGUACAAAUUCUUUCCAUCUGUAAAGACUUGACUGCAGGAUAUACAGUGACUUCUGGACUGUGUGCCCCGGCAUCGUAGAGAUCUAUAUGACAUAAGGAGGGGGUACACCAAUAUACACGUAGCAGAACGUCCAAUAGCUGCGCUAGCUUCUGUGCUGUUACCGCCAGUCCCAUACAAGAAUCACCCAUAGCGCUGUACAGUGUUACCCUGGCUGUAUUGUGCACUGGUGCACGCCUGUAGCAGGUAUUGCGAAGUCGUGUGAUCAAGGAGAAAUUACCGUUAAUGCUAAAAUUCCUUAUUAUUGUCAUUGGAUGAAUAUAAGACUCAUAGUUUGUUUUGCAAACCUAUAAUGAAGCAAUAUUGUGCGAAACAGGUUGUUUUCCUUUUUUGUUUAAAGGUUGUUCUGCAAUUCCUUUAACUUGGCUAGGUUUCUCCUUGUUACUCUGUAUUUUUGUAUUAAGAUUGAUAGUUUUUUUGUUUUUUUUAAGAGUUUGGGGGGGUUGAGAAUGUAUAAAACAAUAAAUAAUUUUAUGUAUAAA
This is a messenger RNA of Pseudophryne corroboree (corroboree frog), 1661 nucleotides long. It is a transcript of the gene FBL, whose product is annotated as fibrillarin. Gene Ontology annotation, molecular function: RNA binding; rRNA methyltransferase activity; histone H2AQ104 methyltransferase activity. The transcript is spliced from 9 exons. Gene Ontology annotation, biological process: rRNA methylation; box C/D sno(s)RNA 3'-end processing. Gene Ontology annotation, cellular component: box C/D methylation guide snoRNP complex; nucleolus; small-subunit processome. The record is from RefSeq and is a predicted model, not a curated record. Bases 114 to 1085 code for a protein of 323 amino acids. Lineage: Eukaryota; Metazoa; Chordata; Amphibia; Anura; Myobatrachidae.